CGACCUCACAAAUCCCAAAUCGGAACGUCCACAACAGCGACUCUCCUCACCAUCCCCUCCCACCUGACCAGAAAAAUGGCAACCCUCCUCUUCUCCUUCGGCGGACUCUUCCAAGUCUCCAUCCUCCUCCUCAACGCCGUCGCAGUGCUCUCCGAAGACCGCUUCCUCGCACGAAUCGGAUGGAGCUCCUCCCAACAAACCUCGGAACCAGCUUUCGGAGGAGACUCGCACUCGCAAUCAAUCAAGUCGAAAAUCAUAAAUUUGAUCACGAGUAUACGAACACUGAUGAGGAUACCGCUGAUUUUUUUGAAUGUUUUGAUUAUUGUUUGGGCGCUGGCGUUUGGAUGAGGAGAUGGGAGGCAAUGAGGGAGUGAGGGAGAUGUGGAUGGAAUUUUUUAUGGGUUGUUGGAGAGGGAUGAGGUGGGAAUUGGCAGAGUCUGGUUAUGGCAUGGAGGAGGAUUUGAGGCUCGCAAUUGGCGCUGCUCGGAGAAUAUGCCCGCAGGCUAUGGGCAUGGCGGUCAUGAAACGCAAGUGGCUGUCUGUGAGGCGGCACUGAGGCCGUGCGAGCCAGACGAGUAGAGAGAGAGAGAGAGAGGAACAACACAGGAUCAGAGCAGCACAGUGCACAUCAUAGAUUUAUGGUCCACUGCGGCUCCAGCCCAUGCCAUGCCAUAGCCAUCCAGCUUCAAAAUACUAGAAAGCCAAGC
Messenger RNA from Pseudocercospora fijiensis CIRAD86, 707 nucleotides. RefSeq lists its product as uncharacterized. The transcript has 2 exons. The record is from RefSeq and is a predicted model, not a curated record. Lineage: Eukaryota; Fungi; Ascomycota; Dothideomycetes; Mycosphaerellales; Mycosphaerellaceae. Bases 76 to 348 code for a protein of 90 amino acids. Gene Ontology annotation, biological process: endoplasmic reticulum to Golgi vesicle-mediated transport. Gene Ontology annotation, cellular component: Golgi membrane; COPII-coated ER to Golgi transport vesicle; endoplasmic reticulum membrane.